Molecule: messenger RNA, 3523 nt
Organism: Lucilia sericata (common green bottle fly)
Lineage: Eukaryota; Metazoa; Arthropoda; Insecta; Diptera; Calliphoridae
Exons: 3
Coding region: 1224-3110 (628 amino acids)
Source: RefSeq, a predicted model, not a curated record
CCAGGACACAACUGCCAUCUGGUGUCGUAGGGCUAUAAACUAUUUUUAAUUUGCUUUUAUAAUAGCGAAUAUCAAUAUUCAAAACAAAAACAAUUAAAUUUUCAACAUCGACUACGAAGAGAACUUUUUAUAAAAUAAAAAAGCUAAAAAAAAUGUGAAAAUAAAAAAAAUAACAAUUAAAUAGAUGUAAGAGACCGUCACAAAGCCUGCUUUUGUCGCAAAGCCUGUGGAGUGACAAACGUAGGGAAUCAAGUGGAAACGAGCUUUAUGUUGGCUUUCAAGGAAGAGGUCACCAAAAUAAGUAAACAAAAGGCUAACACCAGGUGUUUAAGCGAGUUUUGUUGCGAGCUGCAUUUUGAUCUUUGCUGGAAGAUUCUAACGAGUAAACCGUUAACGGUACUUAAAUAUUGUUUGCCACCAAAUUAAGUUCGUUUUACACAGUCUUAAGAUAUUGAUGUUGUCUACGACAAGCACUACGUGCACUUUAUCUUUUAUAUAAAAACCUGCAAACCUUCUACGAGGUAAUCUUUUGGUUUUUAAUAAAAAGGAGAUCUACGUCUCACAAAACUUGAAAACUUUAUUUUGUUUUUUUUUUUCAUACAAAAUCUUGGACAAAUUGGAUUGAUGCCAAACAUUUGGUCCUUCGAACCGGAUUCCUGAAUUGAGUACUGGAUUUUAUUGGCAUCUUUUGAAGUCCAUCAUCCUCAAUAAUACAGUCCACUGGCAAUAUAUUUAUUAUUUAUUUCUACGAAAUAAUUAAGGUACGUAAAUAUAUUUUGUGAGCAAAAGUGAAGUGAUAAAAAACUCGGUUGUUUUAACGCGCACACAUACACAAAGUUCUUUUUGUAUUUUUUCGUCAUUUUUACUUUUAAUAUUUAAUACAGUGCAAUCUAUCCCUUAAUUAAUUUUUUUGGAAAUUUUAAUUUUUUUUUGCUCCGACUGACAAUAAAUUAAAGUUAUUUUUUUAUUUUCAAUAAAUUAGUGUUUUUAUAUUUUCUUUUGUGCUUCAUUUGUUUACAGAUUUACAUCUGUAAAAUAUAAAAACAAAAUACAUAUACGGUUAAUUCUUGUUCUUCCAUUAUAUUGGUCACCCUACGGUCGGUCAGUUUAGCCAUUGUCACGUUUGUUGCUUGACAUUUAAAACUAAUUAUAAUAUUUUUUGUCGUGAAUUAGUUCUGAUUUUUAAUUUCCUUACAUUUUAUUAAUUUUUUUUAAUAUUAAACAUGUCUGUUACGCCACUAAACGAAUUUAUUAGAGCAUCGGAUGCUCUUGUCACUUUCGGCGCAAUGUUUAAUGAUUUAGGUGAGGAAAUUCAUAACGUUUAUACAUUAGAGAUUCAGGGCGAGGAAAUAAGACGAUUGUGGGAGGAAGUUAGGACAUCUUAUACAGCUUGUCUAAAGUUUUUCGAAACUUCUGCCUCCAGUAAAUCUAGUGAUGUAGACGUGGCUGCUUCGAAGUAUCAGACCACAUAUAUGGCUUAUUUUCAAUGUUUAGGCUCUAUUAAUCAGAAAAUGGACAAAUUUAAACGUGAUUCGAAGAAUAGUAACUCUUCAGCGGUAAAUUUAAAUUGUGGCAAUUCAGAACACAAUCUGACUCUACCCCCUUGUGAUGUCGACACAUUCGGUGGGGAUUAUGUUUCUUGGCCUACUUUUCGAGAUUUAUUCACGGCAAUUUAUAUAAAUAGCUCGCGGCUUAGUAAUAUAGAACGUCUUUGCCAUUUAAUACGUAAAACCGAGGGUGAAGCUAAAGAUAUUGUGACAAAAUAUCCAUUAAUUAAUGAAAGUUUUGACUUAGCCUGGCGCGAUUUGAAAGAAACAUAUGAAAAUACUCGUAUGUUGGUACAUAACCAACUCAAACUUUUAUUUGGUCUUCCUUCCUUUGACAAGGAAUCAAUAACAGCCCUUAAAACUUUACAACGAGGAAUUAAUAGUUGCCUUACGGCUCUUUCUAUUUAUAAAAUUCCUACUGAGAAUUGGGACCCAAUUAUUAUUUUCAUAUGUAUUCAGCGUCUGCCUAGGUCAACUGUGAUUUUAUGGGAACAGGGCGUUAAGGACAAAUCUGUGUUGUCUACUUGGCAUGAUUUUGAUAACUUUCUGACGGAAAGAAUUCAAACAUUGCAAUGUCUUCACGACCUUAAAGAGACCAACUCUACUGAUGUGGAAUCUUCAGUACAUUCUUACGAUGCUACUUCCUCAAAACCAUCGUGUAUAUUGUGUCCAAACCAGUCCCAUUUUUUGCGAAAUUGUCGAAAGUUUAAAAAUCUUUCAAUAAUGGAAAGAAUUUCUACCGUAAACAAAUAUAAUUGCUGUUCUAAUUGCCUUUCGAGGACACAUAAUGUCAGCAAUUGUAAAGUUAAUAGUAAUUGUUUUAUUUGCAAUAAUCGGCACCAUUCUAUGCUUCAUAUUCAGCAUACAGAAAUGCCUUCUGUUUCUACUGAACAGAAUUCUGGUGCGGUUCUACGAACCACUAAUUCGCCUCAAAAUAAUCAACCAUCGACAACGUCGAAUAAUAUUACGUCAAACCGUCAAGUAUUUCAUACUAGAUAUAAUCAGUUCGUACUCUUAGGGACAGCGACUGUUAAUAUAAAACAUAAUAACAAUAAGUAUCAGGUCCGUGCUUUGAUUGAUCCGGGUUCGGAAUGCUCGUUUAUUACUGAGCGAUUACGAAAAAGGUUUAACAUUUCCUCGCGUUCUACGAAUGUUGAAAUUUCUGGUGUCAAUAAUACUGCAUCAGUAGUUUCAAGAAAUAUUUGUUCUUUGAAAAUCGGAUCUAACUUCGAUUCUUCCGUAGAACUAAAUAUAAAUGCAUUUGUUUUACCAGAAAUAUCGACAAAUUUGCCUACGACUUCCGUCAACGCCAACAUUCAAAAAUUAUUGCCAAAUCUUCGUUUGGCGGAUUUUAAUCCUUUUGAUAGCCGACCUAUUGAUAUCCUUAUUGGCGCUGAUCUAUACCCUUGGAUUGUUUUACCGGAUAUACAACGAAACUUAUUAGGGUCGUUAUUAGCACAAAAGACGAUUUUUGGCUGGAUUCUGACAGGUCCAGUUAAUCCUAAUCAAUUUAAUUCAGUUUUUAACUUUCCGGAAUAUUCGACUUGGUCGCAUAGGAAUUGAAAUACUUUUAUCGAAAAAUUUACUUCAUUAUCACUAAAUAAGCUCACUAAAAUAUUGUUACGAAAUUGAAUUUGCAUUUAAACUAAACGGUUUUUAACGGCCAGUUCCCGACAUUUCUUAGCGACUAACAUUUGGGUGGCAUCACUAAGCGUUGAAGAGGUGUGUGUCUCCACUAAACAUUGACUUACAUCAGUAGAAGUAUCUAGAUGAUGGAGCCAGAAUAAACUGGAAAUAUAAAGAAGGUGAUGCCCAUGUAUAAAUAGCGGUGGCAAUCACCAAAUGAGUCAGUCUGUAAUAAAUCGUCAUUGAGUAAAGUUAAUAAAGUCAAGUGUGCUUUCGUGUGUUAAAGAUAAAAAGACAGCCUUACAGUCUACUAUAUAAGUUGUGUUAUAAAAGUAUUUGUGUAUAAAACU